UUUAGAGAAUUUGGAUUUUGGAAAAUAAAUAAUAUUUAUUAUAAUUGAAUAUCAAAUUGUGCCAUAUGACUAUUUUAAAUUUACAUUUUAACUUCAUAGUUGCAUAAUUAUUAAUAUCAUAAAUCAUUGUAUUUAAAAAACCAUACAGAAGUAGGAAUCUUCAAUCAUGUCUUCGGAAACUGCACAAGUCAGUUCAUUACCACUGCCACCUAUGCAGUAUAUUAACUUUUAUACAGAUGACAAUGUACGAAGAAACAGAGCCCCACUACCGCCGCGCCCUAUUCAUGAUUCCUAUUCAAUGUUUGGAAACACUUUUAACGCUGAUGACACGAUAAUAAGAUCCCUUGAAAGUCAGGGGUUUCGAAGACUUUAUCCCUUACACUUUGAAAGAAGAAGGGAACUAAAGAAAUUGAAUCAUUCUCUACUUGUUAAUUUUCUUGAUCUCUUAGACCUCCUAGUGCAUUGUCCAGAUUCACCCAAAAGGGCGGAAAAAGUUGAAGACUUAAGCCUUUUGUUUAUACACAUACAUCAUUUACUAAAUGAAUUUCGACCACACCAAGCAAGAGAAACUUUGAGAGUAAUGAUGGAGUUGCAGAAACGCCAGAGAGUUGAAACUGCAAUGAGAUUUCAGAAACACUUGGAUAAAGUGCAGGAUAUUUUACAGAAUGCGCUCCAAAGUUUACCUGAUCAGAAUGAAAUGGAGUCCAACUUUAAAGUUCCCACAGAAAUAUUAGAACAAAUAGAAAGUAUUCAAAGUGACAGUUCCAACCCAGACCCCUGUUACGGACUUGAUUAUAUAAUGUGUAAUGUUGUUGAUAAUAUGCGUUGAGUAAUUGUAUCUACUUAAAGUAAGCUAUUAAUUUACAAAUACUUUUACUUAACUCUAUUUUAAAGUUGCUUAUAUUGCAUUGUAGUUAAGAUCCUUGUAUUAUUUUUACUAAAGAUAAAAAUGAAUCCUAUUUUCAUUGGUCACAGCAUCACGCAUGAACGGCUGACCAAUUUCGAUAUUUUUUGAUGUGUUAGUUAUUGUAAGAAGAAGGAUCUUAUAAAAGAAAAUCUCUAGAAAAUUCCCACGAAAUAUUAAGAAAAUGCGAAAAUAUCAGACUUAUAAAUUUCAUGGGUUUGACAAUUUGUUUGAAGAAAGAAAAAAAUCUGUUGGGUCAGCUAGUUUUUUAAUAAAUUAUUAUUAAUUCAGAUCUUGAUAUUUUGUGCAGACAUAAUAUGUAUUUCUAAAUUAUGUUGUUAUUAAGGAAUGGGAGUUUUAUUGCUUCUUACAUCAUUGAAUUAGUAAGGAUGUUAAGACAUGAAAUAAAAAGAUUUUGUAUUUGAUAAA
Molecule: messenger RNA, 1333 nt
Organism: Colias croceus (clouded yellow)
Lineage: Eukaryota; Metazoa; Arthropoda; Insecta; Lepidoptera; Pieridae
Gene: MED7
Product: mediator of RNA polymerase II transcription subunit 7
Exons: 5
Coding region: 167-829 (220 amino acids)
Biological process (GO): regulation of transcription by RNA polymerase II
Cellular component (GO): mediator complex; core mediator complex
Molecular function (GO): transcription coregulator activity
Source: RefSeq, a predicted model, not a curated record